AUGGCGGAGGACUCAGGAAUGCUAGACAAUGGCGCCAUGGUCUGGGUGCCCCACGACGAGCAGGUGUGGAAGAAAGCUGUGGUCGUGCGUCGCCUGGACGAUGGCGUCUCGGCCGAGGUGCGUCUGCAGCCCAGCGACGACGGCGAAUGGGAUAAGGACGACGGCCUCGAGCAAGUCGUCAACAUCCGCGACAUCGCGCGAAUGGCUGGCGAAGUCUCGGACGAAGCCAUGCCCAUCUGCAACGUGUUCGAGGCCGACGGAGCCGACGACAUGUGCACACUGAACCAUCUCCACGAACCGGCCGUGCUCAAGAACUUGGAGCUCCGUUUCGCUAAGAAAAUGCCUUACACAUACACUGGCGCUAUCUGUAUCGCCGUGAACCCGUACCAAUGGCUGGAUCUGUACGGCAAGGAAUUGUACCUGCAGUAUCUGGAGCAGCCUCGUGACUCGCUGUCUCCUCACCCGUUCGCCCUGUCCGCCACGGCGUAUAUGGACAUGAAGAGGACGCAAGUGGACCAGAGUAUUCUGGUGAGUGGCGAGUCUGGCGCUGGUAAGACGGAGACGGUCAAGAUUAUGAUGAACCACUUGGCCUCCAUCUCUGGCGGCGGCAACCACGGUACGAAGGUCAUCGACCAAGUACUCAAGUCAAACCCCCUUCUUGAGUCAUUCGGUAACGCCAAGACCAAGAGAAAUGACAAUUCCAGUAGAUUUGGUAAAUUCGCCCAGCUUCAAUUCGACAACAUGGGUUCACUCGUGGGCUGUCUGUGUGAAACCUACUUGUUGGAGAAAAGUCGCGUGGUGGGCCAGACAGAGGGCGAGCGCAACUACCACGUGUUCCACCAGAUCUUCUGUCUGCCCGAAGACCGCAAGAAGGAGCUCAAGCUCACGGGAGAUGUCACCAACUACAAGUACGUGGCGGAAGGCGCAGACACCGAACUCACCGGCAUCGACGACGUCCAAUGUCUCAAGGAGACGCAGGACGCUCUGGACACGAUCGGCAUCUCCAAGGACGAACAGAACGCCAUCUUUGAGAUCGUCGCGGCCAUUCUGAACCUCGGAGAGGUCGAGUUCGAGCAGAACGGCAGCGACAACGAGAAGAGCCACGUCAAGAACGACGACAUUGCGGACAACGUCGCUGCCUUGCUGGGUACGGAGAGCGCUGCACUGCACUCGACGCUGCUGGUGCGCUCCAUUACCGCUGGCUCCGAGUCGUACUCCAUCCCUUUGAACGCCGAGCAGGCCUCAGACCUGCGUGAUGCGCUGGCGAAGGGCAUGUACACGCAGCUGUUCGACUGGCUGGUGCACCGUAUCAACAAGGCGAUCUGCUCCACCGACAACGUCAAGACCCACAUUGGACUGCUGGAUAUCUUUGGCUUCGAGAGCUUCGACCAGAAUGGCUUCGAGCAGCUGUGCAUUAACUACGCCAACGAGAAGCUGCAGCAGAAGUUCAACAGCGACGUGUUCAAGGACGUGCAGCAAGAGUACGUGGAUGAAGGGAUCCCCCUCACACUCGUGACUUUUGAGGACAAUCAGCCCAUUUUGGACCUCAUUGAGGGCCGGAUGGGCAUCGUGAGUAUGCUAAAUGAGGAAGUGCUGCGGCCUCAAGCCACGGACAACACGUUCGUGAGUAAAGUACUGGAUGCCUGCAGUAGCCACCCGAGUAUCGAGAAGAACAGGAUCAACCCGCUCGAGUUCACGAUCCACCACUACGCUGGCGACGUGACGUACAACGGUACUGGGUUCCUGGAGAAGAACAAGGAUACGCUACCCACAGACAUGGUGCAGUUGCUGUCGAGUAGCUCGAACGGAGUCAUCUCGGGCAUCUUUACGCCCACGCAGAAGAGCAAACGCAACAGUCGAGGCAAGAACGGCAAAGAGGGCCGUCAGAAAGGCUUCCUGGUGGGGAACACCAUCGCCGGAGCCUUCCGUAAACAGCUGUCUGAGCUCAUGGAGACCAUCAACAAGACGUCGUCCCAGUACGUGCGCUGUAUCAAGCCGAAUGCCAACAAGAGCGCGGUGGAGUUCAACCGAGUGAUGAUCGUGGAGCAGCUUCGCUGUGCCGGAGUGAUUGCUGCUAUUCGCAUUAGUCGAGCGGCGUUCCCGAACCGCCUGCCACUCGUUGAGUUCCAGCAGCGAUUCCAGAUCAUCUGCCCGUCCGCUCUACGCGAGGCUGAGCCCUCUGAGAUGGUUGCUGGUCUGCUGAAGGAGCUGAUCCCAGACAUGGCUACAACGAUGCAGAACUCCAAGUUUGCGGUGGGUAAGACCAAGGUUUACUUCAGUUCGGGUCUGUUGCAGCGACUCGAGGACCGUCGGAACGUGAUCCUCAAAGACCACGCCAUUCUCAUCCAGAAGACCUUGCACGGCUAUGUGCAUCGUAAGCGCUUCCUUCGUCAACGUGCUGCGGUGGUCAAGAUGCAGACGGUCAUUAGAGGUGGACUACAGGCCAUGCGCUACCGGACUCUGCGUGGUGGCGUUAUUAAGCUGCAGGCUCGAGAGCGUGGACGUAAGCAGCGCUACCUGUUCGCUCUGCUGCUUGCGCGUGUGAGGAAGGAACGGCAAUUGGAACACGAACGACUCCGUAAGAUUGCGCAAGAAGAAGAAGCGGAGCGUAUUCGUCAAAAGUCGAUGCAGGAGGAACGUGAACACAGCGAUCCGCAGCCGGAGCCUGUGGAAGAUGACUGGAGUGACGAGAGCGACAAAGAAGAGGAGCUUGAGGACAACCCGACUGGUCCCGUGUCUCCACGUACGCUACGCGCUCUUACCGAAGCGGCGUCGAAGGUGGCGGAGGCCGAGUCUGCCGCUCGUGACGCGAAACACGCUGCUGAGUCUGCGUUGGAGCUGAACCGGGAGCUGGUGGCGCAGAACGACCGUCUACGCUCGACGCUGUCGUCCAACGUGGCGGAAUACGCCGACGCUGAGCUUCUGCGUGAGAACGAGCGUCUCAAGCAGCAGGUGCUGCAGCUCCAGACGAAGCUCGUGCGCUCCCAGGAAGUGUCGCUCAUUUCUGCCAAGGUGGUGGACAGUCGCAUCACGUACCGUGAAGGCCGUCAGUUUGUCGAGUACAAGCUGCAGAUCGAGACCAACACGCGCGGAACUCUGUACGUGUGGCACCGCUACAGCACGUUCCGCAACUUGGCUGCUACGCUGCAGACCAAGAACGGAUACAAGCGCAAGGAGAUCCCGGAGCUGCCGAACAAGCAGCUUUUUGGCAACUUCUCGGAGAAGAUCAUCCAGGACCGCGUGGCGAAGCUGAAUCAGUUUUUGGAGGCCGCGACCAAUGCCGAGUAUCUCCAGUGGGGCAUUCGUGUGGACCAGGACACGUGCGUGUACAAGCGUCGGGUGAAGAACGCGCGGGAGAGCAUCUCGACUGCCAGCACGCACUCGUCGUCCCCGCGUUCGUCCUCUCGAUUGUCGAUGAAGUCGUUCAGCUUCCGUCGCGGCAGUACAGCUGGCAACUAAAAAGGUGGACUGUGUAUCGAUUGGACUAUCAAGAGCGCGUCUAUUCGCUCCGAGGUUGGCGAGGUUUCUGGCCGAUGGACGACCCGAGUAGCGAGUCAAAGGAACGGAAUGCGACUGCGAUCGCGUAUGAUACUUGCUGCGUGGCAGUGAGAGACAAUUCAGAGGGCUGAUAAAGCUAC
Phytophthora infestans T30-4 is the source of this 3638-nucleotide messenger RNA. RefSeq names its product myosin-like protein. The coding region runs from base 1 to 3459 and encodes 1152 amino acids. Lineage: Eukaryota; Oomycota; Peronosporomycetes; Peronosporales; Peronosporaceae. Gene Ontology annotation, biological process: vesicle transport along actin filament; actin filament organization. The transcript is spliced from 2 exons. The record is from RefSeq and is a predicted model, not a curated record. Gene Ontology annotation, cellular component: myosin complex; vesicle; actin cytoskeleton. Gene Ontology annotation, molecular function: microfilament motor activity; phosphatidylinositol binding; ATP binding.